GUUAGUUGACUUUUGGCAAAGAUGCGCCACAGACGUUUCGACACACCGUAAACGGGCGAUACGAAGAAAAUUUGUUAAGAUAGUAAUAUUAAAGUGGAAAAGUAAAAAAAAUUGAAUGUGAGCAUAGAAAAAAGAGAAAAGUGAAUAAACUGCAGAAUGGUCUACAUAAAAGUAAUACUUUAUGCAUUUAAAGAAUGUGUGUGCAUCAGAUAGCAAAGCAAUUUUGUCAAAUAUUGAAUAUAAAGUGGAGAAGAAGUUUCAACAAAUUUGAAAGCCAAAACCGAAAUGACUAAAAAAUAGCAAAAAUAAAGAGACAAGAAACAGAUUCUUCGCCACAUUCGAUUGUGACAGUGAUGUGUCUAUACAACAAAAGGAAGUCAAAGAUUUUGCUGACGAAAAUAGAAAACAGCGCAAAAUAAGUAAACAAAGCAGCAAAGCAAAAUCAAUGCAAACAAAAACAAGUUACAAUAAAAAUAAAUAUAAUAAAGUAAGUGUUUAUAUAAAAUAAAAUCAGCAGGGAUAACAUCAAAGCAACGCAAGCACAAAAGAGCAAUGAAGCAAAGGCUACACAAAGCAAAGAAAGAAGAAUGAGCAAACGCCACGAUACACACAAACACACACAGAGGCACACAAAGCAAACUAGGCAAGAAAACUGGCAUUGAUGCGAGAAAACCGACAGUGCGCUAGAAAUUGGCUAAAGGCUUCAACACCAGCAACAACAAUUCUCUAUGAGAACAACGAAACUGUGCCACACCGCAUGCCACAAAAUGUAUUUCCGACGCUAUUGGCAUUGGCAAAGCUAUGCUAGCUACGCGGCCGUUUGGCUAUUUUGGCUGACGUUUAUAAGUGCGCAGCAGCAACGAUUUUAUGGUGAUGGCUGCUCGGCGGCAACGCUAUACGCCAAACAGCAACAAAACACUCAAAUAUUCCAAAAACAUUCGUCACCACAACAGCUGCAAACUAGCAGCGAUUGUAGCGAACAGAUGGUGCAAAUCAGCGCAACAAUAUUGCCACCUCUACAAAAAACAACAAAACUAACAAGACGUAGUGCAACAGUAAUGAUUACCCCGCGGCAAGUUGUAGGCGAUGUAGUGACAGAAGCAAUUCCAAUGCUUGCAUCGAUGUUGCGCGGCAAGACGGCGGAAAUGCCAUACGCCAUGCUGCCGGAACUUGACAGCGAAAGUGAUGAGCGCCUAGCGAUAGCGGAUGACAAUGAAGUGGCAAUAACAAAAGCAAAAGCGAAUACCAAUGGGUCACAGCUGAAGUUCACCAAUUCGUUGGCGAUAAGCGCUGGGAGCGGUAAUAGCAUCCACAAUGAUAAUACCACUAAAAGCUUCAACAACCAAACAACAAUAACAACAACAGCAACAACGAAAAUAAGCGUACUGCCAAAAAUGGAGGCAAUAAAACGGGAAGUGACCGCAAUGCCAAAAUUCCAAAUAUCCUUUGCAACGUCAAAACAGGCAAUAACAACAACAAGAGCUUCACCGUUAACACUGCUUCCGUUUGCCGACAGCAGCCACACCACAGCAAGUGCAGCAGCCAAACAACUCAUUGCGAAGAAUUUAAAACACUCCAAGUAUGCCAUUAACGCUGAUCAUUUGGUGUACGAUUUUAGAACGAAUGUGGCAAAUUUGUUUGCAAACGACAGCGCAGCUAUUCGAACUGGAAAUGCGCGCACUGUCGAAGAAUUUAAAAAUAGCAAACGCAAUAAUGAAGUGCCUACUAAAAAUGUGCAUGAAAACAGCGACAACAACAACGACAACUAUGCGCCCAUUGUAAGCAACAAGCCAAUUUCGAACAGCAGAAAUAAAAAAAGUAAAAACAAUGCCAACAACGAAAACAACGAACAUAAUAACAGUGUCAACAAUCUCCAUACCGUCGAGCAGAGGUUGCACACGAGUGCUGAGCUGAAUGCUAAUUCUGCUGCUAUCGCCUUAAGUUCCAAUUUAUCUGAUGACCUAUUGGUUGAACCAGCAACUAAUGCGAGUAGCAUUGACAGCGGCAAUAACAAUAAUAAUAACCGUGGCAAAAAUGAUAUACAUAACAAGCAAAAUAAAGCACCGCACAGCAAUGAACGUCGUCACAUCGUGCCGGAAAAAUUGCAAUACACCAAGGAGAUACGGAUGAAGCAGGGUCGUCUAAUGGGCAUCACGCGACAUUUUCAUCCGUCGACCGGUUUACGUGAUGUCGAUGAAUAUCUGGGCUUGCCAUAUGCAGAGGCACCCGUAGGCAGUCGCCGUUUCAUGCCACCAGGUGCACCAUUGCCAUGGCAAGGAUUGAAAAUGGCUCGUCAUUUGCCACCAGUCUGCUUGCAGCAGUUGCCCGAUGUCACGGCGCAGGGAAGUGUGAAAAUGUCACGCGGUCGUUACAAGCAAUUGACACGCCUGUUACCCUACCUGAAGACGGAGAGCGAAGAUUGCCUUUACCUGAAUGUGUUUGUGCCGCGUGUGGAUGCUGUAUACGACACGUCCAACGCCUACGAUAUGGACACACAAUCCACAAAACGUUUACCGGUAAUGGUGUACGUGCAUGGCGAAUCUUUUGAGUGGAAUAGUGGUAAUCCCUACGAUGGCUCAGUGCUCGCCAGCUAUGGGCAAGUCAUUGUUGUUACCAUUAAUUAUCGGCUCGGUGUAAUGGGUUUUCUGAAGCCCAGUAUUGAUGAGAAUACUGUCGCGAAUUUCGGACUACUCGAUCAAAUUGCCGCCUUGCAUUGGAUUAAGGAGAAUAUAGCAUCUUUCGGCGGCGAUAAGGACAGCGUAACGCUCAUGGGACACAGCACAGGUGCUGCGUGCGUAAAUUAUUUGAUGAUAUCGCCUGUUGCAUCCGGACUCUUUCACCGCGCCAUACUUAUGUCGGGUUCAGCUAUGUCAGACUGGGCGGUCAGUAAUCAUUCGCUUCAGCUCACUAUGCAAAUCGCUCACACGCUCAAUUGUCCCUUAAACGAUGACAACGAGGAGAUGCUGUCCUGCUUGCGACAAAAGCGCUAUCAGGACAUCUUGAAAAUACCAAUAUCAUUUCCCCAAUUUUCAACUCCAUUGGGUCCAAUUGUCGAUGGCCAUGUGAUACCAAAUCAGCCAUACAAAGUGAUGGGACAAUACACUGAGCACUUCAGUCGCUAUGAUUUAUUAUUUGGCGUCACCGAGUCCGAAUCGUAUCACACGCUGGGCGCAUUAGCACUCGAAGAAGGAUUACGUGAAAAUGAGCGCGAUAAUUUAUUGCGUUUCUAUAUGCAGAGUCGUUUUGAUGUUCGACCCGAUCUGGCAUUGGCUGCCACGCUCAAGAAAUAUGAGGACAUGUACAACAAUCCUACGAAAGGAACCAAUUCAGAACAUCGUGAUGUUGUACUCGACAUACUUUCCGACGCACGCGUAGUGGGUCCUCUAAUGCAGACGGGUUUAUAUCAUGCCGAUGUUAAUCGACGCAAUUAUAUGUAUGUUUUUGGACAUAACAGCGCAACGGGACCGCAUGCAAAUUUGCCACAUAGCAUUACGGGUGAAGAGUUAGCCUUCAUUUUCGGUGCUCCACUUGCACCAGCUGGUCCCUUUCCUAGCAAUUCGUAUGGCGCGCAGGAAAAGCUGCUUUCCGAAGCAGUAAUGACGUACUGGACUAAUUUCGCGAAAACAGGAAAUCCGAAAGCACCUUGGAAGGGUAGUUUCAUCAAUUUACAUGCAUUGGAAUGGGAUAGAUAUGAUCUCGAUUGGCCGGAAUUUAAUAAACGUACGCAAUCAUAUAUGAAUAUUGGCAUACCACCAACAAUUGGCUACAAGUACCGACAAAUCUAUAUGAAUUUCUGGAACAAAGAGUUGCCCGAUGAACUGAACCAAAUUGCAAACAUACAACGGCAGCCGUAUUUGCAUACAACCCUGUACAACGGUGCCGAUAGUAACUUUGCUACGAGUAGUGCCACAGCUGCAACACAGCAUAUGUAUCCGGUGCAGCGGCAUGGUGGUGGCGAAGUAAUAACCGGGCACAUGAGUCAAUUUGGCACCCGCGAUAAUGGUGCCGAGGAUCCAGUACGCACAUUGAAACUAUUACUACAGGCGCCAUGGAAAUUAGGUGGUAACAAAGAGCCUGGCGGCAGCACAAGUGAUGCGAAUGCGGCAGGCGAUACCUUUGCCGAGAAUAUGUACAAUGCGCCACCGACAUUUGGCGUAACAAGACAAGCGAACGACGAACAAAUCUAUACGAUGACCGCAAAUGGUAUAAUGGGUGGGCUAGCUGGCAUCGAUAGAGGGGGAAUUGUGGCUGGAAUAAAUGACUUGGGUGGUUUUAGCGAAAUUGGUGUUGGCACUGGCGCAACGUUGGCUGGCAGCAGUGCAAUUUAUGGUGUGCCAAGAGCGGAAAUUGCGGAGUAUGACAAUGGUGUUGGUGGUAGAGGCAGCGAUGGCGGUGGUGGUGCCACAGGUAAUAAUGCGGGUAGCAGUACUGUCGUUGGUGACGAGCCCAGCACUGGUAACAAAGAGGAAGUUGCCAAAUCAGAGACGACAAUAAAACUACUCAUCGGGCUGAUUGCCGUCUUUAUUGUCCUUAAUGUCAUCAUUUACUCGACAUUCCUGCUGCAGAGGAAGAAGAAAGCGCAUGCAAUGCAACGAAAACUGGGCGGUAUACUCAGUUACGAAGGCACCACUGACGAUGAGUUCAAGCGUUCGAAGCAAAAUGACGGCGACGAGAGCUACAUUUUAGACAUUGUACGCAAAUCGAACACUUACGAAGCAGUCAAAACGGAACGUUCGCCGAUUAAUGGCUUUCAAAUGACACGACAACUGAGCACCUCCACCGUCGACACGCACACCAAAGUGUGUGCUUGGAUGUCUGCUGCAGUCGGUGCCGCUGCAGAUGCAAAAGCAUGUGUUGGUGGGGGCGGGGCCGAUAGCUCAAAGGGUGGUUCGAAAAAAUCCUCGUCGCCCACAUUUUCCUCACUACGCAGCAGUAGCGCCGGCGGCAGUUUCAAGCAGCCAGUGGGAUCGCAGAAAGUGAGCGUCGCUGUUGAUGCUACACAAUCGGCACGCAGCAGCAGCGUAAUGGAACAAGAACCGAUAGAGGUGCACAAAUUAAAGUCAGAUGGGCGCAAUAUAAUUAUCUGCCAGGAGGUAGAGGUAACCGAUCAGGAUUUGCUCACGCCGCAGAACUCUUUGGAUAGCACACGUUAUGCUCUCACCCGCCAACACUCCGCCGCCACUGAGCCAUGUGAUGCGGAAUUGCCACAGCAGGGGCAACUGCCGCCAUAUAUACCAAUGCCACAGCAUGCGCACUCACACUCGGACCCUGUCGAUAUGCAACACUACUAUAGUAGUAUGUGUGAUAAAAUUGAGGAGAAUGAAAAGGUCACCAGUUUUCUGGGUGAGGAUGUAAAUGUGACCAGCCGCGAUAAUGAUGAUGAUGGUGGGAUAGGAGGCGCUUGUCGUACACCAGCGCAGCAACUACAAGUUAUCAAAAGUCGUAAUUAUCCCAAAGUUUUGCCAACAACCAAUGCUAAUAUCGAAUUUCAUGCAAACCCUAAUGAUUCACCACCCAUGACGCUGGACUUGCGCACCACUAAUAAACGCAACUCAUUGCCGCCUAAUAGCUUUCUGCCGCACUUCAGCAACACACUCGGUGCAGGUGGCACUAUGGGUGCACGUUAUCCACCACUUCCGCCACCGCGCACAAUCUCCACGCUCGGACGGAAACCUUCGGCGCGCCGUAAUAGCAGCAAUAUCACCACAUCACCAUUAAUGCUAGCACACGACUGCACAGCUGAGGAGGAAGACGAGCCACCAAUAACGCAAAAUACGCUUAUCGUGGGUCCCAUAGUACCGCAACAAAAGCCGAAGAUGCAAACGGGCGCUAGCGGUGAUACUAAUUACUCGACGCUUAAGCGCGCUGAGCUUACCACAACUGACAAGGCGCCCUCUAACAGCCUGACAAGCAGCAGAGCGGAAGAUGUAACGGGCGCAGCAGCGACAAAACUUAUUCAUAGCUUUUCGGAGGCAUCACUAACGCCGGCGGCCAACACUCAAAUCGGCUCCAAGCCGCACGCCACGACGUCUGGUGGUGUUGCUGGUGUGACAGUCUUAAGUAACGGUGCUGCUGCGGGGUUGCAAAGCUUCGAAAGCCGUCCAAUUUCCGUCGAAGUGGAAGACAAAUUGCUGCAAAAACACCAACAAACACACCACACAGAGCGCAUUUACGCGAUACAACAGCCGACUAAUUUGCCAGCCACACAAAAUGAUGACAUGACAGCAGCAGGGAUGGCAAAUGCGAUAACACCAAAGCUAAUUACACCUACAUUAAUGAAUUUGGCAGGCCAUCAAACCGUAGGUGUACGCAAUAGUCUAAAGACAACAAUGGGUCACAACAACAAAGGCGGUACAACAAUUAAUGCUGGCAUUACUGACAUUUAUGCCCAACCCAAUAAGUCCAAAAUUAAAGCGAAAUCAAAUUUGGCAGCAUCACACGAGAAUAUGCCCAGCGAACAACCGACAGCAGCAGCAACACUCUCACUCACCAAAUCAAACGGAACAGGCAUCAUACCCGCUUUAGCGGACUCACACGAUUACUCAUCAAAGUCGAUUGCACUUGAUGAUAAGGCCAAAGCCAACUCGCUAACAAAAACAACAACAACAACGUCAACAACUACUAAAAUAACGACCGGUGUAGAUGCAACAGCAUUGACAAACACUGGCGUCGACAAACCGGUGACAGCUAUGAGCAAGCAAACAAUGGAAUCUGUGACAGCAGCAGCGGUUCAGAAAGCUUCAGCCAUGGCUAACGACAUAAGUGCUACAGUAAGUACUACAGACGAUGCAACAGUACUGCACUCAUGCAUAUCAACGGGUGAUGUCAGCUCAGGCAGCUUACAAGCACGAUUAGAGCAAAAGCAAACCGAACAACGACAACAAAACGCAACGACAGUUGCCUUGACAAAACAUGGCAUAGUCGAUGCAAUAGCAAAAACAGCAGCAGCGGCAUUACGCGUACCUGUCAAUUGCAUGUCAGCCACAUCGACAGCCACAACGACAACGGCAAUGGCAACGUCAACCACAACAAGGACAAUAGCAAAUGCCAUCGCCGCACAGUUGGCUCAAACCAAGCCUUUAAAAGCAGCUUUCGCGUUCGGCGCAGAGAAAACAUCAACAGUCGGCGGUAGUGUCAACAGGCAGGCAAGUUUGCGUGACUCCUGUCUGAGUUCAGUGUCGUCGCGUUCAACAGAUUCCAGAGCGUCCUCGGCGUGUUCAACGUCCUCGGAUUCCACGGCAUCAUCAAAUGCCUCUACCGCAACGGGUACGUCUUCUUCUGGCUCGGCAUCGUCCACGGAUACUGUACGCACCGAACUGCAACAAAAGUAAAAAGAUCAACCUGUCUAUUAAGUACACAAUUUAUUCAGUUUUUUGCCAGCAUCUCACAUUUGCCACCGCAUGCUAUGCAAUUAAUUCAGUUUGCUUAUGCUAUACUCUUUCAGUUCGGCUGCUUGGUGACCUAUUUCCGCUAUCGUUCGCUCUUUUUGCAAUUUGCAAGGUACAACAAGCUUCGAGCUUUACUUGCAUUGAAUUUUACUGAUUUGUAUCAACUAGAUGCUUGGCGUUAGUACCAUGUUUUAUUAUAUAACUAUUAUCAAGAUUUAAAGUAUCACGCCUACAAAGAACUAUUGUCAAUAAUUCCACAAACUUAUCGUAACUAAGAUAUUCAACUCGACUUCGCUGGAUUUUACGCAUCCUAAAUGGAAGCAAGCAACGCACUAAAAAAAUAAUAAGUGAUAACACAUUUGUCGAUACUCUCAAUCUGAUACAGCGUUGAAAACUAAUCUUAUAUUCAAACUUACUUUCAAACGCUCUCUCUAAGUCGCAUUAUAUUGUUAGAUAGAAGAAAGGGCCAAUCGAAUCCUAAGAAGCACUAAUCGCCACGAAGUUUGUAACCUUCAUAAAAAUACGUUGGAGACCAUAUAAAGCCUAUACAUAAAUGAUCAGUGUGACGAGCUGAGUUGAUUUAGCCAUGUUCGUCUGCUCGUCUCAGUUCUUGGUGUUUAAGUUUUAGAGAUGUCGAUAUGAAAUUUGCACACGACCUCUUCUUUGUGGGAAACGCCGGUAAUGGAGCACUAUAGGAUCUAACUGGCAUACAAAUUAAUCGAUUAAAAUCCAAUCUUAGUAUGGGAAACUUUUUUAUUUGAGAAGAUAUCUUUACGAGAAAAUGGUAUAUUAUAACAUAUAGCUAUCAUGCAUGCUGACCAAACAAAUUAUGAUAAGGAUAUUAAUAAAAUAUCUUUAUUUAUACUCGAAAAUUGUUUAUUAGCAAACAAGGUGGCUAAAACGAACUGAUAAAAUGUUUUCUCCGAAUUUUACGUUUUUCCUUGUUUUUUAAUGAGGUCAUGUUAGGAAAUCUGGAAUCAAUUCUAGUUGUGACCUCUUAUAAAAACGUUAUGUACUAGUGGUACUUUUAUUACAUUAUUUAAUAGUCAUCUGUAUAUAAAAUAAAAGCGUUCUUCUAGAGCUCAAUCGUUUUAGUUUCCGUUUACAUGCUACGUGCAGUUUAGCAAUGUUCCACUGCAGUUUGUUGCACCCUACGCUGCUACUUUGUUGCUUUUACUCUAUAUAAUAUUCUAUAUAAAUAUAUAUUUUUUGUGAAAGUUUUAUAGUUAUUUGGCUACUUUGCAUAGUUUGUGCGAGAAUGAGCGUUUAUGCGUUGAUGAUAUGACCGCCGCAACUCUAUAACGAGUUGACGUACAAGGGCAAGAACGUUCGCGAUACAUGCGCAACAGCAAAUAUUUAC
This is a messenger RNA of Bactrocera oleae (olive fruit fly), 8748 nucleotides long. The record is from RefSeq and is a predicted model, not a curated record. Lineage: Eukaryota; Metazoa; Arthropoda; Insecta; Diptera; Tephritidae.